ACGCGAUCGCUGACCGCAACUUUUGGGCUCACAAGUGCUACAAGUGCCCUUUCCCAAGUCCGACAAAUAUACCUCUAGGAAUCCCUGCCAACGAUCGAAGCUUUAAGAAAAAGGGCCCAUCCACCCCCCGUCCGGCUCCAGCGCCGUUGUUUAUUUAUCGUGGGUGGCCUCCGGACCUCUUCGAGGGUUCCCGGCCUGCUUUAUGCUCCAACAGAGGUCACACAUUAGCAUCUAUACACACCAUGGCUACUCAGCUGUCCUGUGACCGCCCGCUCUCCCGUGUGAGCAUGGUAUCCAACCAGACAUAUCAUAGCUUCAACGACAUCGAAUCCCAUGAACCCGAAGUCAACUCGCAACAAACCACCAUCGUCUGCCAUGCUCCGCUCUCAAAAACCCUUAGUGAGGACCGUCCUCCACCGCCCAUCCAGGAAAUGCGUCGCCAAGAUUCCGGCUACGCAUCUAUUCAACGCAAAGAAUCUCGCUCAUCGUGCCACCUAUCAUCUACUCUCUCGACGCCUUCCACUUCAGCCAAGCGGCGCUCAAGACCAGCCGUUCAACGAUCCUCAACCGACACAAACCCCGGCACUCGCUCGAGCAGGAAAGCUGGCAAGACCGUCUCACAUCGUCGGUCUUACCAGUGUCGUCCAACCCAGUCUCAGCAGCCAGUGACGUACUUUGAGUUCCCUGUCUUCACCACCUCGAACCCCGAAUAUGCCAUCGACGAGGCCGAGGUGAAUGAGGACGAGUCCGCGCAGACACAUGUUCAUCCCUUACCACCGCAGACAACACACUAUUGGACCAGCGACUCUACCAGGAGGAUGGAAUAUGCGGCUAUCGAUGCUGCCAGCCGGGGCGUGCGCGGAUGGUUCAUGCGUCACAUUGUGCCAGAAUGCGUAGUGCCUCCCAGCAAGAGGCAUGUUGGAUUUGAGGACGACCGAGGGAGCGUGGUGCGGUACCGUCUGGACCUUGAGGAGGACGACGCAGAGAAGACUGAUGAUCGUAGUGAUCGGAGGCGCAAGAGUUGGUGGCUCAGCAUAUUCAGGCGAUGAACAUUUCUACCUGUGCCUCAACAACUUCGCCUUCCUACGGUCGAGAUAUCGACAUGGAGCACACACAUACACGAAAGAAGUGGCGCAUUUGCAUUUAUCGGUCAAGCGGGCGUUAUCAGCAGCACUUUUCAGCAUCGAUUCGGCGACUAUCAUCCACCAACAGGCGUAUUAUACCCUUAAUUUGGCUUCAUGUAACUUUCAAGCAUUUUUUUCGACAUGCUGGCCGACGUCGAUAGUUCGGAUCGACCCCCUCAACUUUGUGGUUUUUUUAUCUUUUUUUUUUUUUUUUUUUUUUUUUUUUUGGGCAUCACAUCAUGGAGAAUUUGUACUUUUUUUGGCGGCAUUUUAUACGGAGUUUACAAUUGGUUACGGAUUAUUAUUGGAGGAAAUAGCACAGGGAUGAUCAUAACGAUAAUUUGCUUGCCGGAGUAUAUUGGGCUGGAUUUGCAAAGGAAAACCACGUCAAUCCUACCUCGUCCCUGACAAAAUUGAUGGCACCCGCUUCCAGGUUUUCACCCCUGCACCAAGCCUUGGCAGACCUCACCACUUGGAAAAAAGACCAUCAAAAGACAUGACCUUUUCUCUUUCACGAUCCAUUUUCUAUAGUGAUUUCUAUUACAAUGAGAUGCUCCAGAUUCCAAUGCAAUGACAGGAGCUGCUCUCUCUACCCCUAAAAAGAAUCGGCUUAUCGCUGCUAUCGACGAAGCAAAAGACCACAAUGAGAAGAUCAAAAGCAAAGGCCUCGACCAAGACCACCCUGAUUUUAUUGUCAAAUACAACGAUAUCUUCCAAAAGUAUCGCAUUUCGAGGCGAACCGGCUUCAGAAUCCUUGCCCAAAAAGAUAGAGACGAUGGCCGGACUUUUCAUUCUACUUAUCUCGAGACUAGAGGGAGAAAGAAGACCUUCACCAAAGAGAUGCUCUUAAAAUUAGAAGAGUUCAUUGUCAACCAUGGCUUUGAUGGUAGAACCAUCCCUUAUGAGGGGCUACCUGACGCUGCCGGGAUUGAUCUACCCCGAUCUGUCUCCGGGAGGACCGUUCAAAGAGCAUUGAAAUCUAUUGGUUUCCGGAGAUGCAUUGCUUGCGAAAAAGAGUACAUCCCUCCGAGGUCCAAAGAGAAGCGUCUUCAAUGGGCAAUUGACAUGCUUCGGAAGUACCCAACUUCCGAGGCCUGGCGGAGGAUCCGUUUCUCAGAUGAAUGCUACUUUGGUUGGGGUCCCCAAGGGAAGAUAUGGGUUAUUCGGAGACUAGGAGAACGAUUGCAUCCUGAUUGCAUUAUCGAGAAGGAAGCCCCGGCCGAAAAAGAUCAAAAGAGAGUUCAUUGUUGGGCGGCCAUUGGAUAUAAUUUCAAAUCUCCUCUCAUUUGGUACGAUUCGGGCAAUGACAAUGGGAAGAUGACUCUCCAAUGCUAUAGAGAUCAGAUUCUUGAGCCGGUAGUUGGAGAAUGGCUAAGAAAGGGAGAAGAUUUCGUCUUGGAGGAGGAUGGAGAUUCCGGCCACGGGACGGGAGGAAGUACCUCUAUUGGCCGGAAAAGGAAUAUUGUAAAAGAAUGGAAGGAAAGGAAUGGUCUCCAG
Neurospora crassa OR74A is the source of this 2621-nucleotide messenger RNA. RefSeq lists its product as hypothetical. Bases 243 to 1049 code for a protein of 268 amino acids. The transcript has a single exon. The record is from RefSeq and is a predicted model, not a curated record. Lineage: Eukaryota; Fungi; Ascomycota; Sordariomycetes; Sordariales; Sordariaceae.